AUGUGGCUCUUCAUCCCCAUUUGUUUCAUGUACCUGGCUACCAUGAUGAGCAACAGCACCAUUCUCUUUAUCACAAAGACAGAGCCUUCACUUCACAAGCCCAUGUAUUAUUUCCUUGUCACGUUGGCCAUCUCUGACCUGGGCCUCUCCUUUUCCUCCUUUCCUUUCAUGCUGAGAAUCUUGUUUAAUGUCAUAGGAAUUUCACCAAAUGCCUGCUUUGCCCAAGAAUUCUUUUUUAAAAAAUAUUUUAUCAUGGAAUCCUCAGUGCUUCUAAUCAUGUCCUUGGAUUGCUUUCUUGCCAUUCACAAUACACUGAGAUAUAGUUCCUUCCUCACUAGCAAAAGAGUUGCUAAAAUGGGACUGAUUUUAGCCAUCAGAAGCAUUUUCUUAGUGCUUCCAUUCCCCUUCACUCUAAGGAGACUAAAAUAUUGUCAGAAAAAUCUCCUGUCUCACUCAUUCUGCCUGCAUCAGGAUAUCAUUAAGCUGGCCUGCUUUGACAACAAGAGCAAUGUUAUCUAUGGCUUCUUUGUUGCUCUCUGUACUAUGCAGGACUUGGCAUUAAUUGUUGUGUCUUACACACUGAUCUUAACUGUGCUCAGCAUUGCAUCUCUGGCAAGGAGGCUCAAGGCCCUGAAUACCUGUGUCUCCCACAUCUGUGCUGUGUUUGUUUUCUAUGUACCCAUCAUCACCCUGUCUGCCAUGCAACGCUUUGCAGAGCACAAAGGUCUCCUCAUUGUAGUUCUUAUUGCAGAUGUAUUUUGUUGUUGCCACCCCUGA
This is a messenger RNA of Artibeus jamaicensis (Jamaican fruit-eating bat), 777 nucleotides long. RefSeq names its product olfactory receptor 51A7-like. Gene Ontology annotation, molecular function: olfactory receptor activity. The transcript has 2 exons. The record is from RefSeq and is a predicted model, not a curated record. Gene Ontology annotation, biological process: G protein-coupled receptor signaling pathway. Gene Ontology annotation, cellular component: membrane. Lineage: Eukaryota; Metazoa; Chordata; Mammalia; Chiroptera; Phyllostomidae. Bases 1 to 777 code for a protein of 258 amino acids.